AUGCCACUUGUUUCCUUCAUCAAGUCUAUACCAAACGCCGUGUCUUCCCUUUCCCCAGACCUGCAUUUCCUAGCCAACUUCCCUCUGCCUGCCAUAGCAAACAAAUGUAUUUCGUCGGCAUUCCCCGUUCAUGAGCUAGCUAUGACUGGGCUGGUUGUGCUAGGUCUACUUGUAGUCGUGUGCGCUAAAGAGCUGGUCGUGCUAGUUGUAUUUGUAGUCGAAUCUGUGAAAAUCCCCAGGGCACUUAUGGCCGAAUACAAGAAUGAGCUAGCUAUGCCAGUAGAAGCUCCUUAUCUGGAGCUCUGCUUGGAUAAGCUGCAUACACCCACCACUCCAGUCUCCCCACUUGAUAUUUGUGUUGAGUACUAG
Lindgomyces ingoldianus is the source of this 369-nucleotide messenger RNA. RefSeq lists its product as uncharacterized. NCBI's taxonomy places the organism in Eukaryota, Fungi, Ascomycota, Dothideomycetes, Pleosporales, Lindgomycetaceae. The transcript is spliced from 3 exons. Bases 1 to 369 code for a protein of 122 amino acids. The record is from RefSeq and is a predicted model, not a curated record.